Uncinocarpus reesii 1704 is the source of this 273-nucleotide messenger RNA. RefSeq lists its product as uncharacterized. Bases 1 to 273 code for a protein of 90 amino acids. The record is from RefSeq and is a predicted model, not a curated record. NCBI's taxonomy places the organism in Eukaryota, Fungi, Ascomycota, Eurotiomycetes, Onygenales, Onygenaceae. The transcript has a single exon.
AUGGCCCCCAUCUCCCCCCCAAACACCCUUGCCUACCCGUCGCCCUUUGGAAGAGAAAAGGGCAAGAAAAAGAGAAAAAAAUGGCAUCCCUUAACGAAAAAGAAGGUUGCGGGAGUCCCAAGCGCAACCUUCCCCCUCCACCAAGCUUAUUAUUACUCCACAUUCGCUUUGCAAAGGCUGCUCUUCUUCCCCCGCUCUGUUAGUCGUAAAGAACUCUCCAGGCAGCAUCGCUUAUGCUACCUAGCACGACCUAUCAAGGAAUGGGCUGGCUGA